UGGUGAGAUGUUGUCCAGCCUGCAGGUUAGCUACAAACAGCUGUAGCGUUAGCCACCGAGCGACGACAGGAAGCUAACGUUAGCUAACAGCCUGGCCUGUCGACUGUGUUUCUCUAAUCAGUAACGAGGUAAAAGCGCAGGAACUCAUGUCAGGUUCUUCAUUUUGCACGUCUUGUUUUCGCCACAGUCAUGGUGUGCAUUCCCUGUAUUGUGAUUCCUGUCCUUUUGUGGGUCUACAAGAGGUUCCUGGAGCCUAUCCUGUAUCCCUUCAUCUCACCAAUCAUUAACACAUUCUGGACCAAAAAGGCCGUCCAGGAGACGGGCACCAGUGACCAAAAAGUUAGUGAAAACAGCAAUGGGACAAUAAAGGCUGAAAGCAAUGGUGACGCCAAUGCCAACGGAUCGACUAUAGCAGCAGAUAAGAAGACGGACUGACAACUUCAAAUGUUUAUAAUGUUUUGAAAACGCUGUAAAUAUUCCAGUAAUAUA
Messenger RNA from Paralichthys olivaceus (Japanese flounder), 489 nucleotides. The record is from RefSeq and is a predicted model, not a curated record. Lineage: Eukaryota; Metazoa; Chordata; Actinopteri; Pleuronectiformes; Paralichthyidae.